Chlorella variabilis is the source of this 402-nucleotide messenger RNA. RefSeq lists its product as hypothetical. Bases 1 to 402 code for a protein of 133 amino acids. NCBI's taxonomy places the organism in Eukaryota, Viridiplantae, Chlorophyta, Trebouxiophyceae, Chlorellales, Chlorellaceae. Gene Ontology annotation, molecular function: protein binding. The record is from RefSeq and is a predicted model, not a curated record. The transcript has a single exon.
AUGGCCCACUGGCUGCCCCAAUCGCUCUUCCUGGCUGCCGAGGCCGGCGACGAGGCUGCUGUGCGUGAGCUGCUGGCCCUUGGCACCCCCGCCGACGCACCCAACGGUGCCGGCGAGCUGCCGCUGCAUGCCGCCAGCGCAUGCGGUCACACGGGCGUGGUGCGGCAGCUGCUGGAGGCUGCCCCGGGAACAGCAUCCGCUGCCAGCUGCUUCGGCAGCACGCCCUUGCACAAGGCUGCAGCGGCGGGCCACCUGGAUGUGGCAAGGCUGCUGUUGGAGGCCGCGCCGGCCACAGCGUCAGCAGCAUUGGCCAACGGAAAGACACCGCUGGCUCUGGCCACGCAAUUCGGCCACGCAGACGUCGUGCAGCUGCUGCUGCUGCCCGCGCGCGCGGUGACCUGA